Molecule: messenger RNA, 354 nt
Organism: Bipolaris sorokiniana ND90Pr
Lineage: Eukaryota; Fungi; Ascomycota; Dothideomycetes; Pleosporales; Pleosporaceae
Exons: 2
Coding region: 1-354 (117 amino acids)
Source: RefSeq, a predicted model, not a curated record
AUGUCUUACAGCACCCACCGCUACCCCGUCAAGCGCCCGUCCCGCCGCACCCUCGCUUUCAUCGGCAUACCAGACCAAAGAGACGUGUUCGCUAUAUAUAUUCGCUGGGCGCGCCAGCGAUACUACCGAGUGCACCACGUAAUGCACCACGAGGCCCCGUCGUCAGCUGUGUGCACGCGUAGCCCUGACGAUGCGCUUGACGUGCACCUCGGUGGAGACCCUGCGAACUCUCUGCCGAGCCUGCAGUUCGAUGUGCAGAGGCUUAAUACCGAUCUGCUGGGAAUGGGCUCGGGACUUGACGGCGUUGACGCGUCGGUGCUUGGGUACCCCAGUGAGAUCGACUUCAUUGGGUGA